Molecule: messenger RNA, 1191 nt
Organism: Hydatigera taeniaeformis
Lineage: Eukaryota; Metazoa; Platyhelminthes; Cestoda; Cyclophyllidea; Taeniidae
Source: the annotation of a GenBank genome assembly
GCUUUUAUGUGGAGGCGACCUCGGCUGUUGGUACAGGAGGUGUUUCGCAAAAUACCUUCAGCAUACGGCGAGCUUAGAUUUUCGCUUGCAAAGCACUCAACUAGCAAUUGCGGUGAUAAUUUGAGGACAGAUCGUGUAAAAGAAUUGAAACAGCGAAUGAGCUACGGGCCUAAUCUGGGCGAUUUUGUAAAAUCGAGUACCCCUCUGGGUCUCCCAAACAGUGGCGGAUGCGCUUCUCCAAUUGGCCGAGUGCCCACUGGAAGACUUCGCCUACCCAAUUGGUUGAAGAGAGAGAUCCCGCAUGGCAAGAUGAUAUCGGAAAUGGCAGAUAACCUUCGAGGUCUGAAAUUGCAUACGGUAUGUGAGGAGGCACGCUGUCCGAAUCGGAGUGAGUGCUGGAAGGGGGGCGAAGACAGCGUACCCACGGCAACAAUUAUGAUAAUGGGCGAUACUUGCACCCGGGGAUGUCGAUUCUGUUCUGUGAAGACGGCUUCCCAUCCAUCGCUUCCGGACCCAGAGGAACCAUAUAAGACUGCAGAUGCUGUGAGCAAAUGGGCCGUAGAAUACAUCGUAAUCACAUCCGUGGAUCGUGAUGAUAUCCCUGACGGUGGGGCAUCCCAUUUUGCGGAAACCGUGAGACAAAUCAAAAUCAGAUCCCCAUCCAUCCUCGUUGAAUGCCUACUGCCAGACUUUCGAGGAAGCAUUGCCGCCAUAACAACUAUGGUGGACAGCGGUCUUGAUGUCUACGCACACAACAUUGAGACAGUGAAAUCCCUCCAAAAAACUGUGCGAGACCACAGAGCAGGCUACCUCCAAUCUCUGGCAGUACUGGAGUAUGCAAAGAAGUACGACAGACAGCGUCUGGCGGUUGCAGGUGGCGGCAAUCUUGUAACAAAGUCAAGCAUCAUGCUGGGCUUCGGGGAGACCGAUAACGAAGUUUUUGAAACUCUCUCUGACCUCCGCCUGGCUGGGGUCGAUUGUGUAACUCUCGGUCAGUACAUCCAACCCACUCGGCGACAUCUCAAAGUCCGUGAAUACAUCCAUCCAGAUAAAUUUGCUUACUGGGCCGAUGUGGCAAAGUCGCUGGGCUUCCUGUCUGUAGCUAGUGGUCCUCUGGUGCGCUCUUCCUACCGAGCAGGGGAGUACUAUAUCAAAAAUAUCAUUGGAGCCAGGAGGAUGAAUCAGAUGUGA